This is a messenger RNA of Bubalus bubalis (water buffalo), 3344 nucleotides long. It is a transcript of the gene STRIP1, whose product is annotated as striatin interacting protein 1. Gene Ontology annotation, biological process: cytoskeleton organization. Lineage: Eukaryota; Metazoa; Chordata; Mammalia; Artiodactyla; Bovidae. The transcript is spliced from 22 exons. The record is from RefSeq and is a predicted model, not a curated record. Gene Ontology annotation, cellular component: cytosol. The coding region runs from base 13 to 2715 and encodes 900 amino acids.
GCCACACUUGAUAUGGCGACCAGGGCGCGUUCCGGGAGGAAAUCACGCGAGAGUUGCAUCACAGCCAUGGUCAGUGAAUCGAGCCGGGGGUGUGGAGCCGCCAAGAUGGAGCCGGCAGCCGGCACUCCCGGCCCGCUGAUCAUGAACAACAAGCAGCCUCAGCCGCCGCCACCUCCGCCGCCUGCAACCGCGCAGCCUCCACCUGGGGCACCGCGGACCGCCGGAGGCCUCCUGCCUGGUGGCAAAGCCCGAGAGUUCAACCGCAACCAGCGAAAAGACUCGGAGGGCUAUUCUGAGUCUCCAGACCUGGAGUUUGAGUAUGCUGACACAGACAAGUGGGCUGCAGAGCUCUCAGAGCUCUAUAGCUACACGGAAGGACCAGAAUUCCUGAUGAAUCGAAAAUGCUUUGAGGAGGACUUUCGGAUGCACGUGACAGAUAAAAAGUGGACCGAGCUGGACACCAACCAGCACCGCACCCACGCCAUGAGGCUCCUGGAUGGCUUGGAGGUCACUGCCAGGGAGAAGAGGCUCAAGGUGGCUCGGGCGAUUCUCUAUGUUGCCCAAGGCACCUUUGGGGAGUGCAGCUCAGAGGCCGAGGUUCAGUCCUGGAUGCGCUACAACACCUUUCUGCUCUUGGAGGUGGGCACCUUCAACGCUCUGGUGGAGCUUCUGAACAUGGAAAUAGACAACAGUGCUGCCUGCAGCAGUGCGGUGAGGAAGCCAGCCAUCUCUCUGGCGGACAGCACGGACCUGAGGGUCUUGCUCAACAUCAUGUACCUGAUUGUGGAGACCGUUCACCAGGAGUGUGAGGGUGAUAAGGCCGAGUGGAGUACGAUGCGACAGACCUUCAGGGCUGAGCUGGGUUCCCCGCUGUACAACAGUGAGCCAUUUGCCAUCAUGCUGUUUGGGAUGGUGACCAAAUUUUGCAGUGGCCAUGCGCCUCACUUCCCCAUGAAAAAGGUUCUCUUGCUGCUCUGGAAGACAGUGUUGGCUGCUCUUGAACCUGGAGCUUGUAAAAUGAUUCGAGGCAAGAUUAAAGCUGGUAUAAAGGGCCCCUCAGUCAGAUGUCACUGGAAAGAAGAAAGGUGCACUCUGGGCGGCUUUGAGGAGCUGCAGAGCAUGAAGGCCGAGAAGCGCGCCAUCCUGGGGCUCCCCCCGCUGCCUGAGGACAGCAUCAAGGUCAUCCGCAACAUGAGGGCUGCCUCACCCCCGGCCUCUGCCUCCGACCUGAUUGAGCAGCAGCAGAAACGGGGCCGUCGGGAGCACAAGGCACUCAUAAAGCAGGACAAUUUGGAUGCCUUCAACGAGCGGGAUCCCUACAAGGCUGAUGACUCUCGAGAGGAGGAGGAGGAGAAUGAUGAUGACAACAGUCUGGAGGGGGAGACGUUCCCCCUUGAGCGGGAUGAGGUCAUGCCUCCCCCACUGCAGCACCCCCAGACCGACAGGCUGACCUGCCCAAAGGGGCUCCCGUGGGCUCCCAAGGUCAGAGAGAAAGACAUUGAGAUGUUCCUCGAGUCCAGCCGCAGCAAGUUCAUAGGUUAUACUCUGGGCAGUGACACAAACACAGUGGUGGGGCUGCCCAGGCCAAUCCACGAAAGCAUCAAGACUCUGAAACAGCACAAGUACACGUCGAUUGCAGAGGUCCAGGCACAGAUGGAGGAGGAGUACCUUCGCUCUCCUCUCUCAGGGGGAGAAGAGGAAGUUGAACAGGUGCCUGCAGAAACUCUCUACCAAGGCUUGCUCCCCAGCCUGCCACAGUACAUGAUAGCGCUACUGAAGAUCCUGCUGGCCGCAGCUCCCACCUCGAAGGCCAAAACAGACUCAAUCAACAUCCUAGCUGACGUCCUGCCUGAGGAGAUGCCCACCACAGUGCUGCAGAGCAUGAAGCUGGGAGUGGAUGUGAACCGCCACAAAGAGGUCAUCGUUAAGGCCAUUUCUGCCGUCCUGCUGCUGUUGCUGAAACACUUCAAGCUGAACCACGUCUAUCAGUUUGAGUACAUGGCCCAGCACCUGGUGUUUGCCAACUGCAUCCCUUUGAUCCUAAAGUUCUUCAAUCAAAACAUUAUGUCCUACAUCACUGCCAAGAACAGCAUCUCUGUCCUGGACUACCCUCACUGCGUGGUGCACGAGCUGCCAGAGCUGACUGCCGAGAGUCUGGAAGCAGGUGACAAUAACCAGUUUUGCUGGAGAAACCUCUUUUCUUGUAUCAAUCUGCUUCGGAUCUUGAACAAGCUGACAAAAUGGAAGCAUUCAAGGACGAUGAUGCUGGUGGUGUUCAAGUCAGCCCCCAUCCUGAAGCGGGCCCUGAAAGUGAAACAGGCCAUGAUGCAGCUGUAUGUGCUGAAGCUGCUCAAGGUGCAGACCAAGUAUCUGGGACGGCAGUGGCGAAAGAGCAACAUGAAGACCAUGUCGGCCAUCUACCAGAAGGUGCGGCAUCGGCUGAACGACGACUGGGCCUACGGCAACGAUCUCGAUGCCCGGCCUUGGGACUUCCAGGCAGAGGAGUGUGCCCUCCGUGCCAACAUCGAGCGCUUCAACGCCCGGCGCUAUGACCGGGCCCACAGCAACCCCGAUUUUCUGCCUGUGGAUAACUGCCUGCAAAGUGUCCUGGGCCAGCGGGUGGACCUCCCUGAGGACUUCCAGAUGAACUAUGACCUCUGGUUAGAAAGGGAGGUCUUCUCCAAGCCCAUUUCCUGGGAAGAGCUGCUUCAGUGAGGCUCCUGGGUGGGAGGCUGAAAAUGAAAGAAGGGGUGAUCUCCAGGUACCCCAGGGGCUGUCCUGGUUCCUUGCUGCAGUGCUGCCUUCCUCCUCCAGGUGGCAGCACAUCCCUACUGUGCCCUUCCGAGCCAGUGCUGGGCUGGUGGGCAAGUCUGGAUCUGGCUUCUCUUUGAUUCCCAGGGUCCUGCUCGGGAGUGGUCAUCUCUCUGCUUGAGAUCCUCUCUUCCUUCACUCUUCCUUGCCCUCCUCUCUUGGACAUAGUUAUUUGCAGCUCCUUUGUCAUUCCACCGAAGGCUGGAAUGGGCUGGGAAUGCACCAUGUCUGAAUUUUAGGGGUCAUGCUCACUCUUCUGAGACGCAAAUCCUUGGCAUGUUAGCUUGCCAAAGAAGGAGGGCUUGGGAUUAGAGCGGAAUCUUGGCCUUGCUCUGGGGGUUUCUGAUGUCAUUCCAGCCUCUUGCUAGGUUUCAUCCAGAAGCAAUUGCAGAGGCUCCUGCCGCUGCCCCAGCACUUUGGUUUUGGAUAGGGUUAGGGGAGAGGCAGCUUCCCUGAAUCAGAGGGGCCAUUUUUUUUUCUUGGUGUGCAAGGUCUGUAAAUAUCUAUAUAUAAAUCUGUGUGUAUUCUCGUGU